AUGGUCCCAAAAUUUGAUCCACAAACACGAAAAUGGUCUCCCACCUCACCCGAAGAGGAGGCAUCGGCAGGAUAUGACAUCUGGGGAAGUUUACUGAGACAAGGACCCAAUCCGUUUAUUCAACGAUUGUUUCAAGCGGAUGAAUACGAACAAGGGGUGCUCAAGUUCAUGGCUGGAGACAAGGUGGAUCGAAAUACGGCACAAGCGGAAAUGGAUGCCUAUCUGCAAAAUCCAAAUGAUUGGGCCUACAAUCGCGUCAAUGGAUACAAUGUGGACUACCUCACCUUGAAUCCCAAACAGAUUGGAUUGACGCUGGCUUGGGCUGCCAUUAUUGUACCACUACUCGGAAGAGCGAUAUAUUGUGGCAUUACUCGUGACAAUGUUUGGGCCAUUUUGCCGUAG
Messenger RNA from Cylindrotheca closterium, 402 nucleotides. Lineage: Eukaryota; Bacillariophyta; Bacillariophyceae; Bacillariales; Bacillariaceae. The record is from the annotation of a GenBank genome assembly.